This is a messenger RNA of Cyclopterus lumpus (lumpfish), 3222 nucleotides long. RefSeq names its product GRAM domain containing 1c (gene gramd1c). Bases 119 to 2098 code for a protein of 659 amino acids. The record is from RefSeq and is a predicted model, not a curated record. Gene Ontology annotation, cellular component: endoplasmic reticulum-plasma membrane contact site; endoplasmic reticulum membrane; plasma membrane. The transcript has 18 exons. Gene Ontology annotation, molecular function: sterol binding; sterol transfer activity. Gene Ontology annotation, biological process: intracellular sterol transport. NCBI's taxonomy places the organism in Eukaryota, Metazoa, Chordata, Actinopteri, Perciformes, Cyclopteridae.
CGCUCCAAGACUGCGUGGGGACCAACGGGCAUAUCCUUGACUUAUUUUAUUGUAUUUUUUUUUUUAACGCUGUCGAACAGGAAACCUUCGCCCACUCCGCGCCGGCGCAGCAGAGCAGAUGGACCAGGUAUCCAACUGGUCGGGAGUGGCCAGUGAUGAUUUUACAGUUGAUUCGACAUCCACAGUGGAUGUCAAGUUGAGCUCUGAUGAAGAAGAGAGCUCCGACCCUCAGGGACAGUGUCUCGCCGCACCUCAAACUCCUCUGACGACCUACAAACAGAGGUUGGAUGAAUUUAAGAGGUUGUUCAAAGAACUGCCGGAGUCAGAGAUACUCAUAGCGGACUACCCGUGUGCCCUCCAGCGGGACAUCCUCCUUCAGGGACGCCUCUACCUCGCGGAGAACUGGAUCUGUUUCCACAGCAAUGUGUUUCGGGGUACAACGAUUGCACUGACUCUUAAAGACAUCAUGACUAUGACCAGAGAGAAAACAGCUCGUCUGAUUCCCAAUGCCAUCCAGAUCUGCACAACGAUAGAGAAGUUAUUCUUCACAUCCUUCUCGGCAAGAGAGAAAAGUUACCAAGGCGUUUUCCGCAUGUGGCAAAACACGCUGUUGGACAAGCCUCUGACCAGCUUGGAGUUGUGGCAGAUGGUCAGACAGCAUUAUGGGUAUGACCUGGGCCUGAGCCACGAGGAGAUGGAGAGUUUACAGAUAUCGGCAGAAUCCAGCAUGCAGACCAGCCUGACAGUGAGGCCUGGUGGCGAUGAUGGUCUCGGGAGGCUUGAGCACCCUCAGUCCCUCCGCCUCCCUGGGAUGGAGCAUGGGCCUUUAGAGACCUCCUCUCCUCAGAGGGAGAACUCUCCUUCCCCUCUCAGCUCGCAGAACUCUCCCAACGCGGACGACUCUCGCAGCCCCCUGCCUCAACGGCGCAGUCCUGCUCCCUCGCUGGACCGCCUUGCCCUAGAACGUGUUUCCAAACACUCCUCGCUCUCUCUUGACCUCAACGCCAAUGAGAACGACAUGUCUGAGCAGAGCGGUUCAGAAAGCAUCGAGGACGUGGAGGAGCGAGUGGGUUUGCCCCAGGUGCAUGGUCGACUCUAUCUGAACAAGGUGUUCCACAUCAGCGCCACCAAGAUGUUUGAGCUGCUCUUCAGCGACUCCAGCUUCACCCGCAGGUUCAUGAACAUCAGGAAGACAACCAACGCCAGCUUUACUGCUUGGCAAAAAGACGCCUCAGGAAACAUGAAGAGGAGUCUGAACUACACAGUAACCAUCAGCAACCCUCUGAUUGGCAAGUUCUCCACCGCUACAGAGAACCAGAUACUGUACAAAGAAUCCAGGGAUGGUCAGAAUUACCUGGUGGACUCCGAGGUGUACACUCAUGACGUUCCCUAUCACGAUUACUUCUACAUUAAAAAUCGGUACUACAUCAUAAGUAACUCGAAGCGGAAGUGUCGACUAAGGGUUUAUACCGAUGUGAAAUACAAGAAGCAGCCAUGGGGCCUGAUCAAGUCUUUCAUCACCAAAAACUCCUGGAGUGGCAUAGAAGAAAAUUUCCGACAGCUGGAGGUAGAACUGCUGGAGGAGGAAGCAGAGUUGAAUCAAGGAGGUGGAGACUCUGGGAAGACGGGUGGGCUUCGGAGGAGGAGGCGGACUUAUAGCCGGACUCUGCCAGAGCACAUGAAGCCCAAAAAGCAGUAUGGACCAGACCCUGAACAGCAUAGAGAUGGCAACAUGGGUCCCAUAGAAAUGAACAACCUGCACAAAUGGAACACUACGACCAUAGUGGUUGGCAUGAGUCUGAUUUUGCUGAUGCUGAUGGUGAUGAACCUGGGUCUGUUUUUUAAGUUGUGGGCGAUGGAAGACGUGGCCCAUCGCAUGUACCUGACCACAAAGCAGCGGCUGAGGGACAGGACUGAGACCAGCUUAGCCCCCGAAUAUGGGCCACGAUCGGGACCAGAGUAUCGGGCCAGAGAGGAUGCGCAGCUGCUAAAAACUGUACUGCAGGACUCCAUCAACCUUUUAGAACAGCUCCGCAGCUCUCUGCUGAUGCUGCAGCAAACCUUUGCAUUGGCCAAUCGCACAGCAGCUCCACAGUAAUGCUGCACAGAGAUGCUGCACACACGGCGACUGCAGAAUGUCUGUCCCCGGGCCUGUGGAAAAACAACAACAAAGGAACUUUAGUAGUGAACUGUCUCUGAGGAAAUCUCUGGUAUCCAGUGACGUUGCCAUGUGGACUUCCCCAAACCACUGAUGUGUCAUUUGUUGCCAGGGGUUACAGGUCCCAAUGCCUGUGACGGGGCCUCAGGUGCCAGGAUGUUUUUAACGCUGUGGACUGACUGCUGCAAGGAGCAGUAGCCUCAGGUUUCUGAAGGGUGCUGUUGUCUGCUCCCUCGGCUGCCGUCUUUGUCACUCUUUCCUAAAAUGGUGGCAUUGAAUUUCAGCAUACGCCUUACUAUGUGCUGACGAUCGUGCCACACCAAAGGCACUUUUAGAAAUGCUUUUAUUUUUGUUUUAUUCCAGGGAUGUUUUAAUAUAUUUAUUUAAAACAAAACAAUUUUCUCGAUGUACUUUUUUUGCACACGUUUUAAUUUGUUGUACCUCGUAGCCGUGUUUGUAAUAAUACUGUAUAUAAGCCAAAUCUGGUGCUGCUGACGAGGGGCCUUUUUUUUCUUCUUAUUCCUUUUCACACCACAUAUACAUAUUUGAUUAAUUUUCCUCAUACUUCAUGUAUUUUCUUCUACACUGAACCAAGUAUAAUAUAUUGGUUUAAUUUAAAAUUCUAGGUGUAGGGUCAGUAAGACUCUCAGGUUAUCUCAGCACUUUGCUUUCACACUAUCGACACUAGAGGCACGCUUGAUUUGUUAUUUCCAAAUUGACAUGAACACUAUUGUCUUUUUGUGUUAAUUAAUUGUUGGUGACAUGCCCCUACAAUUGUCUUGUUUGAUGUUUACAGUGUUGCUAUCACCGUAGUUUGUGCAUCAUUUUGUACAGCUGUUUUUACUUAUAUCCAACACUGCAAGCAACCGCUUGUUUAAAAUGCGUUGUUUUGUACAUUUUUAGCCAUAUUGCAAUAAGUAAAAACAUGAUUUAUUGCCAUAAUCAUGAGCAGUGCUGCUGACAUUUUGAAUGUACAACAUAUUCGAGCUGAACAUGUUCAUAAAUUAUUUUCUUGAUGAAUUCUUAGUGUCUAUAAAAAGAUCUCAAUAUUAUAAUCUAUAGAA